CCAAAGGCCAAAGGUCACACAUUUUUUUUUUCUCUUCAGAUUUGGUACUCUAUACUCUAUAGGAGUUACCAUUUUCUUGGAAACAGCUUCAAUGGUUCCUUGUUAAAUUGUCCAAAAUUGGUUCUUGAAUGUAAAUUAGUAUAGUGAUGCAAAUUACUGAAUCCAUUAUCAAUGGCAAAUCUUGUUCCUGGGGUGCUUUUGAAACUGAUGCAACACAUGAACACAGAUAUCAAAGUUGGUGGUGAACACAGGUCAUCACUUCUUCAAGUUGUGAGCAUUGUUCCAGCACUUGCAGGCACUGGUGAUGAUCUUGAUCUCUUCUCAAACCAUGGAUUCUACCUAAAGGUCUCUGAUUCAUCUCAUGCAACCUAUGUUUCUCUUCCUGAUGAAGAUGAUGAUCUCAUUCUCAGUGACAAAAUCCAACUUGGCCAGUAUGUGUUUGUUGAAAGGCUUGAACCAGCUUCCCCUGUUCCUAUUCUUCAUGGUGUUAGACCUGUCCCUGGUAGACACCCUUGUGUUGGAACACCACAAGAUAUUGUUGCAAAUGCAACCAAAAACAACUCACCUGGAUUGUUCCUUGGCAAAGGUGCUAAGGUUGAUAUGAAUAACACUGGUUUUUGUUCUGGUAAUGGUGAUGCAGCUGAGAGAUCAAAAGCAAACCCAAAGUCUUAUGUUAAGAGGGAAAAACAGGAAGAGAAGAAACCAGUGAUGUUUGGUAAUGGCAGGUCUAAAUCUCCUAUGACAAAAACAGGAGGAGAUACUGGUGUUCAGGUGAAGAAGGAGCCAUUGGCAAGAUUGAAGUCCUUGAAUUCAAGUUCAAGGUCUGUUACUCCUUCUUCACCAAGUAGUUGCUAUUCACUGCCUACUUCUUUUGAGAAGUUUGCAAAUGGGGUGAAGCAGCAGGCAAGUAUCAAGGGUGCCCGUGGGGGGAGUUCUCCCAACGGGAAGAGGAUUGUGAUGGGGAAUCCAAUCAGGAAUUUGGUUCAGGGAAUUGAGCUUGGUGCUAAGGUUCUGAGAAAGAGUUGGGAAGGGAAUAUCAUGGAGGUCAAGACUAAAGAGACACCUAAAUUAAGGGCAGCCAAGUGUGAUCCUAAACAAGAAGUUCUUAGUUCUACUCCUAGGAGAAGUACUUCAAGUGAAAAGUUGGCCUCUAAGGAAGAGGGUAAGAUUCAAGCACCCACAAAGUCCUCUAAGGAAGAGCACAAGGCUCAAACAUCUACAAAGAAAGUUAGUGCUAAUGGAACCGUGGAGGAACAAGAAAAGUCAAGCAAGCCAAGAGUUUCCAUUGGAAAGAAAUCAUCUGAGGUUUCUAAAACUGGAUUCCCUGGGAACUUGGUCAAGGUUUUUCCAAAUAGUAGAAAAGUGACAGAUGCAAGUGUGCAAUGGUCUUCACUCCCCUCAUCAAUUGCAAAGCUUGGAAGGGAAGUGAUGAGGAACAGAGAUGCAGCACAGAUGGCAGCAACAGAGGCUUUGCAAGAGGCUUCUGCUGCAGAGAGUUUGCUACAAUGUCUAAGUUUAUAUGCAGAACUAAGCAAUUCUGCUAAAGAACAAAACCCGCAGCCCACGAUAGAGCAGUUCUUAACUCUUCAUUCAAGCCUGAAUAGUUCACGAACAAUUGCUGACUCGGUAUCUAAACCAAUUCCAGAUGCUUCAUCUCCGGAUUACGAAAGUAGCACAAUGGAAGAAGCACUAAAAGUCAAAUCACAUAUACAGAAACUUGCAACUUCAUGGAUCCAGGGUGCCUUAGCCACCAAUCUAUCAUCCUUUUCUGUCUACAAUCUAGAACCUCAGCCAUCCAAGCUUCAAGCUUCAAGCAAUUCUCGAAAUCAAAAGAACAUCCUGGGAAGUAGUAAGCCAAUGUUGAUCCUUGAGAAUUCAUGUGAAGACACUUCGUCAAAAUCUCAAGGUAAAACUCGCCCUAUUACCAAGCUUGCCUCGCAAGGAACUCCACGAAAAUCAGUCGAUGGGUUAGCAAACGGGCACAACAAGCAACUAGUCCAACCUCUACCACAAUGGACUAAAGGAAAUGGCCUUGAUGAGGUGGUUAAUUUGGCUGACAUGCUGCAAUUAAGGUCAAGAGACUGGUUUCUUGGAUUUGUUGAGAGAUUCUUGGACACUGAUGGGGACAUUAGUUUGUCAAAUAAUGGUGAAAUUGCGGGCAUGCUGGGUCAACUAAAGAGUGUGAAUGAUUGGUUGGAUGGGAUAGGAUCAGCGAAGAAUGAGGGAGAAGUGCCAUGCCAGAUACCAGCAGAGACAAUUGAGAGGUUGAGGAAGAAAAUAUAUGAGUAUCUUCUUACACAUGUUGAAUCUGCUGCUGCUGCGCUCACUGCUGGAUCACAACCGUCACUUGAGAUCCAAACAAAAGAAACAAAAUCCAAAAGGUGAAAAAUGAUUGUGUAGCUGAGAUUAAGGUAUUCAUUCUUUUUGGUGGCGUGGGACUGAAGUUACUAGAAACCUGGUACAGGGCACGGUUCAUUUCGAUAUGGACUUAGAUACUUUCUGUAAUUAAAAUACAAGUAUUUCUUUAGAGAGAAUUUGUCCAUACUCCAUACCAAAGAUGUGUGUAAGAAGAAGAAGGAUUCUUCUCAUUGUGUUUUAUAUUGUACAUAAAUCCUACAUGGGUUUGAGGUAUAGAUGGAGUGCUAAUAAUUUAUGAGGGAAAAAGAAAAAUGUUGAAAAUGUAAGUUGUGAUGCGGAUUUUUUUUUUUAGUUCCUUCCCUCUUUUUCCUCCUUCUAAAUUAAUGUUCGGAUGACAUACAAAUUGAGACAUUUGAAGAUAUAAGCAAUAAUAAUGAUCUCUUUUUUCGUU
Messenger RNA from Arachis ipaensis, 2809 nucleotides. RefSeq names its product protein CORTICAL MICROTUBULE DISORDERING 2-like. NCBI's taxonomy places the organism in Eukaryota, Viridiplantae, Streptophyta, Magnoliopsida, Fabales, Fabaceae. The record is from RefSeq and is a predicted model, not a curated record.